This is a messenger RNA of Salvelinus namaycush (lake trout), 3062 nucleotides long. RefSeq names its product leucine zipper putative tumor suppressor 3-like. The coding region runs from base 1 to 2508 and encodes 835 amino acids. The record is from RefSeq and is a predicted model, not a curated record. Gene Ontology annotation, cellular component: dendritic spine. Gene Ontology annotation, biological process: regulation of dendritic spine morphogenesis. The transcript is spliced from 7 exons. NCBI's taxonomy places the organism in Eukaryota, Metazoa, Chordata, Actinopteri, Salmoniformes, Salmonidae.
AUGCGGAGCGUGGGCACCCGCACCACCCAGCAGAACAGCCUGCCUCGUGCCCCCCCACCACCCCCCUCCAGUUCCACCCACAGGGGCAGGGGCUUGGAAGAUAGGAGUUACAGCAUCGAGAGGUCCUCUCAGCAACCUCCGCCCCUGACCCAUGCUAAGGGGACUACGGCUGACGAACGAAGCUUUGCCACGGUGGAGCACUCUUCUUCUUACUACGGCAGCGAGCGUCCUCCGCCGCUCUGCGAGAGAGCAGAGCGAGAGAGGCCCCCCGCCCAUAACAAUGGAAACAGACAAGUCUCCAAUGGCAAUAGGGGCGUUUCCAAUGGGAACCGAGCAGCGGCAGCGGUGGGUAACAGUGAAAGGCAGGUGUCCAAUGCAGUGUUUUUGAAUGGAGGCGGGCGGCGUGAUGGGCGGGACCAGAGGGAUGGGCGUGAUGGGGGGCGAGAAGUGCCGAGAGGGGCAGUGAGUUUGGACAUUUGCGGGAACAACGAGGUCUCACUGAACAAUGAUCGAAACAGUAGCCAACAACUAGCUCAGUACAAGGAGGCGGGGGCCAGCGCAGCCAAACUGGAUAACCAUAACAACCCCCCCAACAUCCUCCCCAUCUCUGGGAAGCUGGAGAAGAGCAACGAUGGAUUGGUCCGCCCCUCUGCCUUCAAGCCUGUAGUGCCCAAGAGCUUUCAUUCCAUGCAGAAUCUGGUGUGCCCCCCCCAGACCGGAGGAGAGGGCCGCAGCGCUGGAGGAGGGGCUGGAGGUGGUGGGGGUCCCAGUGUACCAGGACCCCUCAGAGACACAGACAGCUCUGGCAGCCGGGGUGGAGGUACCAGAGGUGGGGGAGGUGGUGGCAGCAGGGGUGGAGGUCAGGGGAGCCUCUCCGACUCAGGGAGGAACUCUCUAACCAGCCUGCCCACCUACGCUGGCUCCAGCUCGGGCUACGGGCCCCCGCCUGUCCUUGGGCCCCUGAGCGCCUCCACCAGCCACAUAAACCGCCUGGGGACCACGGGGGCCCUGGAGAAGUUGGACAAGUCUGGUGGCGUUAGCGGUAAUAGUGGAUACCAGAACGGACUGAGCACCUCGGAUAGUGGUCGCUCCUCCUCUGGGAAGAGCUCCUCGUCCUAUCAGAGGCUCAGCCAUCUGAGUGACGCCCCCCCGUCCCUCCGCCCCUCGCCCUCCUCCGAUGGCGUCAUCCAGGACCUGGAGGAUCGGCUAUGGGAGAGAGAGCAAGAGGUGCUCCACAUGCGCCGUAACCUGGACCAGAGUGAGGCGGCCAUCGUCCAGGUGUUUGAGGAGAAGCAGCGCGUAUGGGAGCGCCAGAUGGACGAGCUGCGGCAGAAUUAUGCCUCACGCCUGCAGCAGGUGACGCGUCGCGCCCAGCGCUCCCAGAGUGCCUUGCAGGCCCAGAUCAGCCGUCUGUCGCAGGACAAGCGACGCCUGCACGAGGAGAUGGCUGCGCUGCUGGCCCAGAGAGAGGAGCUGGAGAGGAAGUGCCUGGACUACAGGAAGGAACAGGCUGACAUCCUGCCACGCCUGGAGGAGACCAAAUGGGAGGUGUGUCAGAAGGCAGGGGAGAUCUCCCUGCUGAAGCAGCAGCUGAGGGAGAGCCAGGCGGAGGUGACCCAGCGGGCGGGGGAGAUGGUGGCCCUGCGGGGCCAGCUGAAGGAGGCCAACGCCCAGUUGAGGGACUGGGAAGAGGCCAUGUUGGGCCUCAAGGACUCCUACAGCACCAAGAGCCUGGAGCUGGAGCGCUGCGAGGGGGAGCUGCAGAAGACGCUGACCGAGGUCUCUCAGCUGAGGGACAAGCUGGGAAUGUUUGAGGCUGAGGUGGUAGGGCUGAAGCGGGCCCUGGGUGAGCUCAGUGUGAGGGAUAGGGCUGUCGAGGCUAGUGGUGGAGGGAGCAGGGAAGCAUCCAGGACCAGAGUGGGGCUUCCCUCGCCACACAGCCCACCUGAAGGCUCCGCCUUCUCCUACCCGGCCCUGCCUCCACCUCCCGUACCCCCCCCAGAUGCCAUACUGAGUUUGCAGAGCGAUGAGGUUCAGUGCCAGGAUGCCCACCAUCGCCAGGAGGCUCACAUGCGUCAGGAAGCCCACCAGCGUCAGGAGGCUCACUUGCGUCAGGAAGCUCAUCAGCGUCAAGAGGCCCAACUGCGGCAGGAAAUCCACCAGCAGCGCCAGGAGGCCCACCAGCAGUGGGAGGAGGCAGGGGACCUGCGCCGGCAGCUGGAGCACCUCCAAGGCGAGCUGCGUCUGGAGCGACAGCAGCGUGAGCGACAGGCACUCACCUUCAAGAAGGAGCGCCAUGUGUGGAUGGACGAGAAGGAGCAUGUGCUCAAGUACCAGGCCCAGCUGCAGCUCAGCUAUGUGGAGACCCUGCAGAAGAACCAGGCCCUGGAGCUCCGCGUGGGCCAGCUGGGCUCCAAGCUCACCUCCACCAACACCACCCCCUCGCCCACCUCACCACCCCCACUGUCCCCCACCCGUCUGGAGAGGAUAGAAUCCACAGAGAUCUAGAUUCUAUGUGCUCUAGAUCCAUAGUCCUCCUGAACACUACAGAUCAGUUCAAUUCAGCUUAUACACACUUACAAUAAUUAAACAGUAUCACAUAUCAAUAGCAUUCAUUUUGUAGUCCUAAAUAGUUAUACUCACUGCUACACCGGGGCGGUCCUAGGACGCACUGCACUAUGGAUGGCAGAGAGAGGCAUGGAGGACCACUGGGAAAGGGGGAGGAAAAGAACAGUUUACACUGGUAUUCAAAGACGCUCUUCAAGCCACCCUGUAUGCAGGUUUUACUUCUAUUGAUCGGCAAUCCACUGAACAUUUAGGUUGGGGUGAAUAUUGGGGUCAAGAGUAACACACUAUUGGAAAAGCUAUUGUUGCAUUGUCAUUAGCAUGAAAUUAAUAUAUUAUAAAAUGAAGACAGUCUGUGGGAGAAAGAUUCUCCUCAAGGCAGUCUCUAGAAAUGAUGUGAAAUUUUAAAUUUAAAUCAAGCCAAAUACUACUACUAAACAUGUACUACUACAGCUGUCAAAUACUGUAAAAGUAGGGAUAAAGAAACUACCCUGCAG